CAUACUCCCCGAGGCAGCGGUCACGAGUCUCGUUUUCUUGAGUGACGCCUCUUCAUUGGCCCCGCCCCCGGUUCUCGCUUUGUCUUUAGUGGAACCGCAGCCUUGUGACGUCAUUACUUCCCCAGGCAGGCGUCGUGUGGCCAUUCCAGCUGAGAGUAACGGUCUCCGGUGUGUGUUAUAGGAGCCCAGUGACAAAGGAAUAAGAAAAAUGUCUCUGUACCCAUCUCUGGAGGACUUGAAAGUCGACAAAGUUAUUCAGGCUCAGACUGCAUUUGCAACAAAUCCAGCCAACCCAGCAAUUUUAUCAGAAGCUUCAGCACAGUUAUCCCAGCAUGGAGGUUUGUAUCCUAAACUGUAUCCAGAACUCUCUCAGUACAUGGGUUUAAGCCUGAGUGAAGAUGAAAUCCACAAAAAUAUGUCUCUGGUGCCUGCAGAUGGGCGCCAGGUAGCAAGACCAUCCGCUGUAAAUAACAUGGUGGCUCCAGUAAGUGGAAGUGAUCUCGGGAUUCGUAGAGCAGAAAUAAAACAAGGACUCCGUGAAGUUAUCUUGUGUAAGGAUCAGGAUGGAAAAAUUGGUCUCCGCCUUAAAUCUAUUGACAAUGGUAUUUUUGUGCAACUUGUUCAGAUUAAUUCUCCAGCAUCUUUGGUUGGAUUAAAGUUUGGGGAUCAGGUUCUGCAAAUCAAUGGUGAAAACUGUGCAGGUUGGAGUUCAGACAAGUCCCAUAAAUUCCUCAAGCAAGUUUCCGGAGAUAGGAUUUCCAUGGUUAUUAGAGACAGACCAUUUGAACGCGCUAUCACAAUGCACAAAGACAGCAAUGGCCAUGUUGGGUUUGUUUUCAAAAAUGGCAGAAUAACUUCCAUUGUCAAAGACAGCUCCGCUGCAAGGAAUGGACUUCUCACAGAUCACAACCUUUGUGAAAUUAAUGGGCAGAAUGUCAUUGGAUUAAAGGAUUCCCAGGUUGCAGAAAGCCUGUCAACUUCUGCUAAUGUGGUUACCCUCACUGUAAUGCCAUCCUACAUUUUUGAGCACAUGGUGAAGAGAAUGGCUUCGAGUGUCAUGAAGAGCCUAAUGGAUCACUCUGUUCCUGAGGUGUAACAUGCCCCCUCCGCCCUGAUCUAGAUCCUCGGCUGAGCUAGGACUUAUUAUACAAUAAGCAGACAGCAGGGCAUCUUCUUUAAGAGCAGGAUUCUUACUACUGCAUGUUAACCCCGGCAUUGUAUACCACAGCAAAACCUGUUGCAUCUGAUUCUGUACAGUAUAUGUUAACAAACCUUUACUAGGUAGAGAGCUGUGCAACUUUCAUUUAAUCAUCUAUCUGUUUACAAGCUGUCAUACCUUGUGCUGUACAAGCCGAAUGAUGAGUCAAAUGAUAUAUUCUCAUUACUGUCCAGAUACACAAAGCUGAAAUGUACCGCCAGCUGAUUCUAGCUGUCUGCCAUUCUGAUUUUAGUAAAGAAAUGCACUAUUCUUACAUGUAACUGUAUCUGAUAAAAUGCUGUAAUUUUUCUAUUCUAUGUAAGAGCUAUUUUCCUAUGUAUGAAUCUUGUUUAAGUUGCAUGCCAUUUUGCUUUAUAUAUGGUAUUUAUACUACAGAUUAUUAAAGCGAUAACACAAAUAGUACAAUGUAAUUUUCUAUAUAUAGGAAAACUAUAUCCAUGAAAGUAAGAUGGGAGGAUUUAAAAUCACUUGGCACAGGGCAUCGUGCCAUUAUUUGACCUCCUAUACAUGU
Messenger RNA from Nanorana parkeri, 1730 nucleotides. RefSeq names its product syndecan binding protein (gene SDCBP). The coding region runs from base 209 to 1096 and encodes 295 amino acids. NCBI's taxonomy places the organism in Eukaryota, Metazoa, Chordata, Amphibia, Anura, Dicroglossidae. Gene Ontology annotation, cellular component: plasma membrane; cytoplasm. The record is from RefSeq and is a predicted model, not a curated record. Gene Ontology annotation, molecular function: protein binding. The transcript is spliced from 9 exons.